UGUAAACAAACUAGUGUCAAAGAGUCUCAACCUGGAUCAGGGUUAUUUUGAACAAAGUCUUGAUGAAUCCGUUGGAAACGGAUUAUGAUGGUGUAAACGACGUCUUAACGAAAUCCGAACCGGAUUCAGACAUUUCAGAAUGUGAUCCAAAAGAGUUGAAUUGUAGUUCAAAACGGAUCCUAUUCAAAAAGGACAACGAAAGAUGCGGAGAAGUGUUGGUCGGAUUUCAGGGUAAUUUCACCCUCGUCUGUAUGCUUUGUGAAAAACCAUUUUCCGAUUUAACUUCCUUCGGAUCUCAUAUAUAUUCAAAGCAUUUGAGUAUCAUAUACGAAGAGGAGACGACAGCUGAAGUGAGACUGGAUCCAGCAUGUGAUUUACGGAUUGGUACUGGGUCACAUUUACAGGAAACGUUGGAUUAUGAAGUCCUUGAAAUCAGCCCUACUGAGGAAGGAGAUAACAUCUCCGAAAUGAAUGAACAACUUGAAGCCGAAACCGAUUUGGACGAGUCAAUACAGUUGGACCCAUCAUAUGACCCAGCCAGCGAUGAUAUUCCUGUCAAGAAGAGAAACAAUGCGUCUCAAAAAAUCCAAGAAAAAGAAGAUUUCCUUUGCGUCCUAUGCUGUGGACUAUAUAAAACCGGAAAAUCUUACGUAUCGCAUUUGAGACGCGACCACGAAAACGAAAUAUUGAUCACAGAGGCAGGUGACCAGGAGGAAAUAACAGUUUUAGCACCCUUAACCAUGGUCUGUAAAUAUUGCAACCAGAAAUUCAAUGAUGUGGACCCUUUCAGAGAACACGUAGCCUCUCAUACAGGACCAAAUCGUUUCAUCUGUUCAUACUGUCCAAAAUCCUUUCCUAGUCGAUAUACCCUUGAAUCGCACAUAAACACCCACACGGGUGAACGUCCAUACAAGUGCACGCACUGCCCGAAAGCAUUCAGCAACCGGAACAACCUUCAAAUGCACAUUCGAAUCCAUUUGGGGAUCAUGAAAUACUCCUGCGAUUAUUGCGGUAAACGUUUCGUACAAAGCAACAAGAAGAAACAGCACGAACGUACCCAUACCGGCGAAAAACCGUACCAGUGCGAGGAAUGCGGGAGGCGUUUCAUAUCCCGUGUAAAGUUGACGGAACAUGAACGAAGGCACAAGAACAUCAAGGAUUAUCAAUGUGAAGUGUGUGAUAAAGAGUUUUACAGUUCGACUCUGUUAAAGGAUCAUAUGACAGUCCAUACUGGCGCACGACCCUUUCACUGUACUGUUUGUGGUCAGAGCUUUCCUAGGAAAAAAUCACUUCGAGCGCAUGCACAAUUGCAUUCAAAUGAGAAGAAAUAUGUCUGUAAUAUAUGCGGAAAGGCGUUCGCCCAAUUCGCCGGGUUAUAUUCCCACAAGAGAUCACACGGGAAAAAUUUAAGUACAUGAGCUCUAAGGAUUACGUGUAGGAGUUUUAGAAUAAAUGAUAAAAUGAAA
Messenger RNA from Hermetia illucens (black soldier fly), 1466 nucleotides. Its product is annotated as zinc finger protein OZF-like. The transcript is spliced from 2 exons. The coding region runs from base 63 to 1418 and encodes 451 amino acids. Lineage: Eukaryota; Metazoa; Arthropoda; Insecta; Diptera; Stratiomyidae. The record is from RefSeq and is a predicted model, not a curated record. Gene Ontology annotation, molecular function: DNA-binding transcription factor activity; RNA polymerase II cis-regulatory region sequence-specific DNA binding. Gene Ontology annotation, biological process: regulation of transcription by RNA polymerase II.